AUGAGGCAAAAGAAGAAUGAACGAUUUGCGCAGUUCGUGCUUCGUCUACGCCAACAGGUAGCUGAAUGCGGGUUUGAGAAGUAUUCAUCAGAUAUCGCGAAGGUUUUAACUGAAAUCACACUGAUAGACGUAAUCGCUCAAGGUUGUACGUCUAAUGAGUUGCGAAGCCGGAUUUUGAAGGAGGAUCAAACGCUUCCGCAGAUAGAAGCUUUGGGAGCUAUGAUCGAAAGUGUGGAAGAACAAGUGAGAGGCCUCUCCAGUUUUUCAACAUCCGAAGAGAAGAUUUACCGUAUUGAAGAACGCAAGGCUGAUGGAUCAAAUGUGCAGACUUCCGGCGGCAAGAUAAACCACAUUGUGAGAAGUUCAACGGGUAAUCACAAUCCAAAUGUGCGAGAUCGUGUGGCAUGUUUCAGCUGUGGAAGACACGGUCAUUUUUCCAACUCACCUCACUGUCCAGCACGGAAUCAAGAAUGUAGAAACUGCAAGAUGCGUGGCCAUUUCGAAACGGUUUGUCGGAAAGGAAAGAAACGAGGUGCUUUCAAUCAAAGCGGACAGAAGGAGUCAAAGAAAAUACGGCUAGUGGAAUCCACUGAGACGAAUUCGGAAAGGCAGGCAGAAAAUGUGGAAUCGGAAAAAACAUACUACGCGUUUUACUCUGGAAACAAAGCGAAUAUGAUUGCGUGUUGCAUCGGUGGUGUGAGUUGGGAUACGCUGGUGGAUUCGGGAGCAGAUUGUAAUUUGGUUACACCGGAAGCAUGGAACAAGUUCAAGGAAGCUGGCAUUAAGGUAUACUCGUCAACGAAAGGAUGUGAUCGAAAGCUCAAGGCAUACGGAAGUGAGAAUUUGCUUAAUGUGUCCGGAUCAUUUGUUGCUGAUAUUCGUGUAGGCCAAAAAUGCGCAAAGGCUGAAUUUUUCGUUGUGACUGGUGGCCAACAAUGCUUGUUGGGUGACGAAACUUCGAAGCUGUUGGGAAUACUCAAGGUUGGAUUGGAUGUCAAUAAGGUAACGGAGGAAGUCAAGCCAUUUUCCAAAAUCUCUGGUGUGCAAGUCAAAAUUCACACGGAUCCUGAAAUCAAACCUGUUUUCCAACCUCUGAGAAGAGUUCCUAUUCCGCUAGAAUCUGCUGUCAAGUCUAAGCUGGAACAACUACUUGCAAGAGAUAUAAUUGAAGUCAAGACUGGACCAACGAGUUGGGUAUCGCCGCUGGUGGUUGUCGGAAAAGCGAAUGGUGAUGUAAGACUGUGUUUGGAUUUACGUCGAGUUAAUGAAGCGGUUUUGAGGGAACGCCAUCCAAUGCCGGUAGUAGACGAAUAUUUGGCUCGUUUGGGAAAAGAUAUGAUUCGAAGCAAGUUAGACAUCCGUGAAGCAUUCUUGCAAGUAGAGUUGGAACCGGAGUCGAGAGAUGUGACAACCUUCAUAACAAGUCUUGGGCUGUUCAGAUUCAAGCGAUUACCGUUUGGUUUAGUGACUGCUCCGGAAGCGUUCCAGCGGACAAUGGACGAGAUUCUCACUGGCUGCGAGGGAACGCAUUGGUAUCUAGAUGACGUCAUUAUCGAAGGAUCUACCGAGGAAAAGCAUGAUCGUCGUGUAGAUAAGGUUCUAAAUCGAUUAAAGGAACGAAAUGUGGAACUGAAUUGGGAUAAGUGCAUGUUCAAGGUCAAAGAGCUAGAAUUCCUAGGUCAUACCGUCUCCGCUGAUGGUGAAAUGUGGAAGCUGUCGUCGUCGUGUUCGCUGGGAUUGGUUCUAUCGAUGCUGUGUUGGGAGUUUCACAAGUUGGCCGGCAGUAGCGGGAAGGAAGUGUUUGAUGAUCUGGACGGUAAACUUCUGGCUCAUGGUGUAAGUGAGCAUAAUGAGUUGAUGGCGAAUUUAUCCGGAUGGAAUAGUGUGAUGAGCAAUGCCAUCCACAGUGCUUCGCCGACCACGUUUCCGACCCAUCCCACCACCAGCAAGCCACCGACCAGCUUCGCUUCACCGACUUUGGCGCCCGAUCGGUUCCGCUUGCGUGACUUGAUCGGACGAAGUCACCUGCAGUACAUCGACUACAAAGUAGAGUACGGGCUGCGUUACGAUCCAACGGCCGUGUUUUCGAAUCCACCAACUGGAGUCAACGCCACCACUGAUCGAAGCGGUGGUGGCGGCCAGCACCACUGGAAGUGA
Molecule: messenger RNA, 2157 nt
Organism: Aedes albopictus (Asian tiger mosquito)
Lineage: Eukaryota; Metazoa; Arthropoda; Insecta; Diptera; Culicidae
Exons: 6
Coding region: 1-2157 (718 amino acids)
Molecular function (GO): nucleic acid binding; zinc ion binding
Source: RefSeq, a predicted model, not a curated record